This is a messenger RNA of Oncorhynchus keta (chum salmon), 1826 nucleotides long. RefSeq lists its product as uncharacterized. Gene Ontology annotation, biological process: phosphatidylethanolamine biosynthetic process. The record is from RefSeq and is a predicted model, not a curated record. Gene Ontology annotation, molecular function: ethanolamine kinase activity. Gene Ontology annotation, cellular component: cytoplasm. The transcript is spliced from 8 exons. Lineage: Eukaryota; Metazoa; Chordata; Actinopteri; Salmoniformes; Salmonidae. Bases 348 to 1430 code for a protein of 360 amino acids.
CAGCUGGUGUUGCGUGCUGAGUCACUGGACACACGACUGGACAAAUAGGUGACAAGUUAGCUCACAUAAUGACAGUUUGACUGGGCCCACACCACCGCAAGACAACGCUGUGUCUGAACACUGUCUGAAAAGCGCAUGUUGGACUGAGAAUAUAUCACUUUUACAUCACUUGGUUGAACGACACUCAACUUGGGACUUACUACUACUAGUUGGUCGGAACACCGCUCAACUUGGUCUGGCUACCAGUCAACGUGGUCUAAAAACGACUUAACCAGCUUGGGCUGACUUCCUCCGACCAAGUUUCCGACCCUGACCCAUCUUGAGUAGUAACCCUGUUUCAGGGGGUCAUGGAUGGUGGCUCUAAAUGCACGAGGGGUCAGCUCCUGCACCUGGAUGUGUGUGUGGAUGAGCAGAAGCCUCGCGGCGGUGUCCUAGAGCUCCUCGGGAGACUGAGGCCCCAGUGGAAGCCACAGGACAUCAAGAUGAAGGUGUUCACAGAGGGCAUCACCAACCAGCUGAUGGGCUGCUUCGUGGGCUCGCUCCAAGAGUCAGGGGCCGUGCUGGUGCGUGUGUACGGGAGGAUGACAGAGCUCUAUGUGGACCGGGAGAGAGAGGUGGAGAUGUUCCAGAUACUCCACACUCACAACUGCGGCCCGCAGAUCUACUGCAGCUUCCGGAACGGCAUCUGCUACGAGUUUGUGAGGGGGACCGUGUUGGACGACACACUGCUCACACAACCUGCCAUCUAUAGAUUGAUUGCGACAGAAAUGGGAAAAAUCCACUCGAUCAAACUUGAAUCGGACAUCCCUGUGGAGAAUAUUCUGUGGAAGAAGAUGGCCCAGUUUCUCAAACUUGUCCAUAAUGCUCUGAGCAACACAACAGCACCACAUAGUUCCAAGCUGCUGCAAGAGAUCCCUAGCAUCGAAACCCUGUCAGAUGAAAUGGAGACGCUGAAAAGACACCUCUCUCAGAUCGGCUCACCAACCGUGCUGUGUCACAACGACCUCCUGACUAAGAAUAUAAUCUACGACAACAAAGAGGGCAUGGUGAGAUUCAUUGACUAUGAGUAUGCUGAUUUUAACUACCAGGCCUUCGACAUAGGCAACCAUUUCAAUGAGUUUGCAGGUACGAGUGACACUGACUACAGCCUGUAUCCCAGACCUGAACUGCAGAGGGACUGGUUGACUGCUUACCUUGAGAGCUACAAGCACAGUGUGGGGCUGGAGGCCACAGUUACAGAACUAGAGGUUCAGAAGCUCUACGUUCAAGUCUGCAAGUUCUCACUGGCCUCCAACUUUUUAUGGGGUCUCUGGGCAAUCCUGCAGGCCAGAUAUUCCUCAAUUGAUUUUGACUUUGAAAGGUACGCCAUAACCCGAUUCGACUACUACUUUGAGAAGAAGGAAGAAUACUUUGGAUUGACUCUCAGUUAGAGAACCAAGCCCGAAGAAAUGUAAACAGUUCAGGUCUGCUGCAUCUUUAUUUGAAUUUAAGAGAGUAUUUUUAUCGACACAUAAUGCUGAAAGGUUGCAAACGAAUGCGGACAAUAUAACCAUGUGUGUUUCCAGAAAAUGUACACUUGAUUGUUACAGUUUCCUAAAAAAGAAUGGUGUAAUUUCAACUGAUUCUCCAAAUAUUUGUCCCAUCACAGUGAGGUUGGAGAUAACCUCAUUUGGCAAAUUGACAUGGCUUCCAGGCCAGAAAGAUGUUCAUUUACAUUUAGCCAUGUUACUCAAAGCAACAAGAACUAAUACUAAAAUCAUGAGGGUUAUUUCCAGGCUCAUUCAACAUUAAACUCAGUUGAGAUUUUUUUGAAAUGUCCCCUGGCA